UCCAUAUCGCAUGAUCCAGAUGAUGACGAUGAUGAUGACUGUCAUGGCGGCGGUUAAUGGCAGUGUCUGACUCGACCACUAUUUUCUCACGCCCUACCUUCCUUGCUACGCCCUUUAGCUAAUUAUUCCCAACAUGAAUGACUCCGGCGCUAGGUCGGCAAUGCCGCAAGUCAGCGAAGGGCUGGGCCGUGCUAUGAGCCCACAACGACGGCCUUUCUGGAAGAGGAACGCCCCCAAAGUGCCUGGCAGGUCUGUGCAAGCAAGUCCUGUCAGGGAGAAUCUUAAGGACCAAAAACCAAGAAAGACUUUGUCAUUUCAAGAUUUUGAAGACAACACCAGUGAUGCUUGGGAUGAUGCUGAAGAUGAAAUUAUUGCACUCUCAGAAGCAAAGCUGUCUUUUGAAAACUUGUUACCUGCCUCGGUGAAUCAUGGCAAAACAGCAAGCAAUCACCAAGCAAGCUUGCCCCAACGUUCUAAGGAAACAACAGCAGAGAACACAGUCCCAGAUUUUCCCAGCCAAAGUUCACCAGGCAAGUCAGAUGAAAUGUCCAACAUCAGUAGACAGAAGGGGGUUGGUCCAGGAGUGGGAAUCAGACAACAGAGUACACCUGAGGACGUCACACCGCCCGUCCUGCCUCCUGUACCCACACCUCCCACGUUUCCCACAUCAGAAGAUACAGCAGAGUCCGGGGACUGGACCCUGACCCCGUCAGAAGGCAGACCAAACCCCCCGUCUCGCCUCAGCAGACAGUUGGGGAGAGCGUGCAGUGAUGACAAAUCUCUGACUGAACGUGAGGGAGCCAAGCUUAAGAAAGUCAAUGAGUUUAUUGCAGGACCCAAUACAGACCUGGAUGGACUGAAGAAGAUGGUGUGGUCAGGUGUUCCCAGAGAAGCUCGACCUACUGUGUGGAAAUUGCUCAGUAACUACUUGCCUGCCAAUGUUGAGAGGCGGUCCAUGAUGUUGGAGAGAAAACGUGAGGAAUACUUCAGGUUUGUAGACCAGUACUACCCCAGCAGGACACAGGAGCUCCACGUGGAAACAUGGCGACAGAUCCAGGUAGACAUACCUAGGAUGAAUUCCCAGCUUCCAUUUUUCCGUCAAAGUUCAAUUCAAGAGAUCUAUGAGAGAGUGCUGUUCAUCUGGGCUAUUAGACAUCCUGCCAGUGGUUAUGUGCAAGGCAUCAAUGACCUGGUCACACCCUUCUUUGUGGUGUUUCUGUCAGAAUAUACAGAUCUGGAUGUGAUAACAGAAGACUUUGACGCUUCACAAAACCUGGAUGAGAAGGCCCUGUGCAGCAUCGAGGCUGACUGCUUCUGGUGCUUGAGUAAGCUGCUGGAUGGGAUUCAGGACAACUACACAUUUGCACAGCCGGGGAUCCAGCUGAAGGUGAACGCUCUGAGAGAGCUGGUCAAGAGAAUAGAUGCUCCUCUCCAUGCCCAUCUGGAGGCCCACAUGGUGGAGUAUCUGCAGUUUGCCUUCCGCUGGAUGAACAACCUACUCAUGAGAGAGUUACCGCUUAGAUGCACAAUUCGUCUCUGGGACACAUACCUGGCUGAGCCACAAGGGUUCUCCACGUUCCACCUGUACGUGUGUGCUGCCUUCCUCAUCAGGUGGAGAAAAGACCUACUCAGGAAGGGGGACUUCCAGGGUCUCAUGCUACAUCUACAAAAUCUUCCUACAAUACACUGGGGUGAUGACGAGGUCAACUUGAUUCUGGCAGAGGCAUACAGACUCAAAUACAUGUUCGCUGAUGCCCCCAACCAUCUCAACCAGAAAAAGAAUACAUAGCAUUUCUAUAGACUGGUGUAAUAUGUAGAUAAAAUGAUGGGCUGUCAUGUGCAACAUAUUCAUUGUGUCAUGUCCCGCAAUGGUCAUUUUCUGGCAUUGUCACGGCUUGAAAUCAAAUACAUGUAAUUACCAACAGUG
Branchiostoma belcheri (Belcher's lancelet) is the source of this 1927-nucleotide messenger RNA. RefSeq names its product TBC1 domain family member 22B-like. The coding region runs from base 134 to 1789 and encodes 551 amino acids. The record is from RefSeq and is a predicted model, not a curated record. The transcript is spliced from 12 exons. NCBI's taxonomy places the organism in Eukaryota, Metazoa, Chordata, Leptocardii, Amphioxiformes, Branchiostomatidae. Gene Ontology annotation, biological process: activation of GTPase activity. Gene Ontology annotation, molecular function: GTPase activator activity.